AUGUCCCGAAAACUUGACACUUUCAAUGCUUUUACCAAUUGUCAGAAAAGCAAAGAAAGUAUCUACGCCCCUCAAGAUGACCAAGAAUACCAAUUGGCCAUCGAGCGUGAAAACAGAUAUAGAAAUUACUUACGUGAAGAAUCCCAGAAGUUGCGGAACAAAUGGCAAAAACUUGCUGCUCAGGAUGUGCGAAAAAGGACAAAUGGUGAUGUAGAUAGAAAGCAGCAUAAAAUGACAUACAGUGAGGAGAUGUACAAAAAAUUUGCAACAAUGAAUGCUGAAGAGCGUCAAAGAGCAAUUCACGAAGUGGAAGAAAUUAUUUGGCGUGAUACAGUAAAACCACGGGAAUUGCAGAGUGCAGCCCUUCUGAGUGAAGUGCUGAAAAUGCAAGAAAAACAGAGACAGGAAAUGCGACAGGUAAAAAUGCUGAAUCAGGAGAAGAAAAUGCAAACAGCUCGUGAAUUGCGGAUGCAGAGUCAACAGUGGUGCGAGGGACAACGUCAAAGAACUUUUGAUGAGCGAAAACGCGCUGCACAGUACAAAAAGGACCUGCAGGAACUUAUUGAAGAGCGUGAAAGGAUGAGGCAGCAGCAGAAGGAGCAGCAAUUGACAAUUGAAAGGAAAAUCCAGAAAAUGAAGGAAGAGGACUUGCUGGCCAGCAAAACCACUGAUCGGAAGAAUCACGAGAAGAAGCAAAAAUUUGUUCACAAACACGCACUGGAGGCCCUCAAAAUCAAGGAAGAUGCACAAAAAAGAGGGGAUAUGUGCGAGGAUAUUCAAGAUAAAAUGAUACAAUUGUAUCACGAAGGUAGAAAAAGGAUAUCUGAUUUUAUGCAGACCAAAGCUCGUGAGAAGCAUAUUCGUAGAGAUCAACUGAAGGAAAUAAUAUCCGGGCAAUUUGUGGAAAUACAGCCCAAAACUCAAGAAAUUGAGGAUAAACAAAUCAAAAAAGCUGCAAUUGAGCAAGAUGCAGAAUUCAAGAAGAAAGUUCAAGAGGAGAAAAAUGCCAAGCAAAAGCUCAAGAAGGAACGCUUUGAAGCUCAACUGGAGGAAGUGCGGUGUUUGCGCGAGAGAAAAGCUCAGGAAGCUCAAGAGCGUCGCCUGUCGGUGGAAAAUCGCCUGGAAAACUUCAAUGUGACUCUGAAACACCACGAGAUGGAGGUGAAGCAAAAGCUGGAUGAAGCUCGGCGGAUGCGCGAAGCUCUGGACCGCCAAGUGGCGGAGAAACGUGAGAGGGAGAGGAAGGAGCGGCAGGAGGAAAUUGAUUUCACCAAUAGGGUUAUUGUGGAGGAGGCUGAGGCCAAAGAUAGAGCUUUUGGCAGAUUCAGUGAACGACUGGUGGAUCAUGCAAGGGUCAGGGGGGAACCUCUAUUGCCACUUGAGAGAGCUAAGGACGCCUACAGAAGUCUCAACAGUAUCACCCGACGACCCAUUCCUCCGCACCUCUGUGACAAUGUUCCAAUAAAUCAGAAGACAUACUCUGGUACAAAUUGGUAAGGGAUUUGUGCCGGCAGCACCCUU
This is a messenger RNA of Phlebotomus papatasi, 1521 nucleotides long. RefSeq names its product trichohyalin-like. Bases 1 to 1497 code for a protein of 498 amino acids. The transcript is spliced from 2 exons. The record is from RefSeq and is a predicted model, not a curated record. Lineage: Eukaryota; Metazoa; Arthropoda; Insecta; Diptera; Psychodidae.